AGAGAGAGCGCGGGGUGGGGUGGGGGCCAAGGCAGAGCAUGUCCGCCAUCUACCCUCCGCUCCCGGGCGCGCUCUCAUUCAUAGCAGCCUCUUCAUGAAUUACAGCUGAAGGGGGCGGGGGAGGGGGGUACUACACAACACCCCGGCAAACCUCCGGGCCCCCAGGCAUGGCUAGCUCGUGUGCCGUGCAGGUGAAGCUGGAGCUGGGGCACCGCGCCCAGGUGAGGAAGAAACCCACGGUGGAGGGCUUCACCCACGACUGGAUGGUGUUCGUGCGCGGCCCGGAGCACAGUAACAUCCAGCACUUUGUGGAGAAAGUCGUCUUCCACUUGCACGAAAGCUUCCCCAGGCCAAAAAGAGUGUGCAAAGACCCACCUUACAAAGUAGAAGAGUCUGGGUAUGCUGGUUUCAUAUUGCCAAUUGAAGUUUAUUUUAAAAACAAGGAAGAACCUAAGAAAGUCCGCUUUGAUUAUGACUUAUUCCUGCAUCUUGAAGGCCACCCACCAGUGAAUCACCUCCGCUGUGAGAAACUUACUUUCAAUAACCCCACAGAGGACUUUAGAAGAAAGUUGCUGAAGGCAGGAGGGGACCCUAACAGGAGCAUUCAUACCAGCAGCAGCAGCAGCAGCAGCAGUAGUAGCAGCAGCAGCAGCAGCAGCAGCAGUAGCAGCAGCAGCAGCAGCAGUAGUAGUAGCAGCAGCAGCAGCAGCAGCAGCAGCAGCAGCAGCAGCAGCAGUAGUACCAGUUUUUCAAAGCCUCACAAAUUAAUGAAGGAGCACAAGGAAAAACCUUCUAAAGACUCCAGAGAACAUAAAAGUGCCUUCAAAGAACCUUCCAGGGAUCACAACAAAUCUUCCAAAGACUCCUCCAAGAAACCCAAAGAAAACAAACCACUGAAAGAAGAAAAAAUAGUUCCUAAGAUGGCCUUCAAGGAACCUAAACCCAUGUCAAAAGAGCCAAAAGCAGACAGUAACUUACUCACCAUCACCAGUGGACAGCAGGAUAAGAAGGCUCCCAGUAAAAGGCCCCCCAUUUCUGAUUCUGAAGAACUCUCAGCCAAAAAGAGGAAAAAGAGCAGUUCGGAGGCUUUAUUUAAAAGUUUUUCUAGUGCACCACCACUGAUACUCACUUGUUCUGCUGACAAAAAACAGAUAAAAGAUAAAUCUCAUGUCAAGAUGGGGAAGGUCAAAGUCGAGAGUGAGACGUCGGAGAAGAAGAGGUCAACGUUGCCGCCCUUUGACGAUAUCGUGGAUCCCAAUGACUCAGACGUGGAGGAGAAUAUGUCCUCAAAAUCUGACUCAGAGCAACCCAGUCCGGCCAGCUCCAGCUCCAGCUCCAGCUCCAGCUUCACACCGUCCCAGACCAGGCAACAAGGUCCUUUGAGGUCCAUCAUGAAAGAUCUGCAUUCUGAUGACAAUGAGGAGGAGUCUGAUGAGGCAGAGGACAAUGACAAUGACUCCGAGAUGGAAAGACCUGUAAAUAGAGGGGGAAGCCGAAGUCGCAGGGUCAGCUUGAGUGACGGCAGUGACAGCGAGAGCAGCUCCGCCUCUUCACCUCUCCAUCAUGAACCCCCGCCGCCAUUAUUGAAAACUAACAACAACCAGAUUCUUGAAGUGAAAAGUCCAAUCAAACAAAGCAAAUCAGAUAAGCAAAUAAAGAACGGUGAAUGUGACAAGGCAUACCUAGAUGAGUUGGUAGAACUCCACAGAAGGUUAAUGACACUGAGGGAAAGACACAUUCUGCAGCAGAUCGUGAACCUUAUAGAAGAAACUGGACAUUUUCAUAUUACAAAUACAACAUUUGAUUUUGAUCUUUGCUCGCUGGACAAAACUACAGUCCGUAAAUUACAGAGUUACCUGGAAACAUCUGGAACAUCCUGAGGAUACAACAACUGGAUGCAUCAAAAACUAUUUUUUUUUGGUUGUGAUUUUUUUUGUUGUUGUUGUUUAUAUGAAAACACUCAGAAUGAUACAACCAAAAGGGAAAAAAAUAAAAAUCAAACAACCUUCA
Messenger RNA from Chionomys nivalis (European snow vole), 2010 nucleotides. RefSeq names its product MLLT3 super elongation complex subunit (gene Mllt3). NCBI's taxonomy places the organism in Eukaryota, Metazoa, Chordata, Mammalia, Rodentia, Cricetidae. Gene Ontology annotation, biological process: regulation of DNA-templated transcription. Gene Ontology annotation, cellular component: super elongation complex. The coding region runs from base 168 to 1880 and encodes 570 amino acids. The record is from RefSeq and is a predicted model, not a curated record. The transcript has 11 exons.